Colius striatus (speckled mousebird) is the source of this 8449-nucleotide messenger RNA. RefSeq names its product DAB2 interacting protein (gene DAB2IP). Gene Ontology annotation, biological process: regulation of GTPase activity. Bases 203 to 3766 code for a protein of 1187 amino acids. The record is from RefSeq and is a predicted model, not a curated record. NCBI's taxonomy places the organism in Eukaryota, Metazoa, Chordata, Aves, Coliiformes, Coliidae. The transcript is spliced from 16 exons.
GACAUGUACUCUGGUGCUGGGGGCUUUGCUCUGCUUUGCUUUUUUUUUUUCCUUCUUGUUUUUCUUUUUAAAUGUGUAAAGUGAAGAGUUCCUCUUCCCCCCUCUCCCUUCCCACUCCAAAGAACCAACCUCCAGCUCAUUAAACACUGGAACUGUUGCUACUUUGCCAGAGGGGAGAGUGAACCUGUGCCUGCAUGUGUGUAUGUGUAAAAUAGAUACAAAAAUGUCAAUGAACAGCAGGAAAAGUUCUGGGAGACCGUCUUACUACUAUCGACUGCUCCGGAGGUCACGACUUCAGAGACAGCGAAGCAGAUCCCGGAGCCGCAACAGGCCGCUUAGUAGGGAGUCCCCCCCGGAGAGGUGUGGGCAGAGGCGCAGCAUGCCCAGCGGGGUCCCUGAGAAGAACCCCACCAUGGAGCCGGCUGCCACGGCCCCGUUCCGCGUCACGGGGUUCCUCAGCCGCCGGCUUAAAGGCUCCAUCAAAAGGACAAAGAGCCAACCGAAGCUUGACAGGAACAGCAGCUUCCGGCACAUCUUACCUGGCUUCAGGAGCGUGGACAAUGAAAGAUCCCAUCUAAUGCCGAGGCUGAAAGAAUCGCGCUCCCACGAGUCUUUGCUCAGUCCCAGUAGUGCUGUUGAGGCUCUGGAUCUCAGUAUGGAGGAAGAAGUGGUCAUCAAGCCAGUCCACAGUAGCAUCCUGGGACAAGACUAUUGCUUUGAGGUGACGACUUCAUCAGGAAGCAAGUGCUUCUCGUGUCGUUCUGCAGCAGAGCGAGAUAAAUGGAUGGAAAACCUGCGGCGUGCCGUGCACCCAAAUAAGGACAACAGCAGAAGAGUAGAGAAUAUGUUAAAGUUGUGGAUUAUUGAAGCCAAGGACCUGCCAGCUAAGAAGAAGUACUUGUGUGAGUUAUGCCUGGACGAUGUUCUUUAUGCACGAACUACCUGUAAAUUGAAAACUGAUAAUGUGUUUUGGGGGGAGCACUUUGAGUUUAAUAACCUCCCAUCGCUCAAAAACAUUACUGUGCACUUAUACAAAGAGACUGACAAGAAGAAAAAGAAGGACAAGACCAAUUUCAUUGGGCAGGUGAACAUCGCCGUCAGCUCCGUCACGGGCCGGCAGUUUGUGGAGAAGUGGUACCCCGUGGUCAGCCCCAACCCCGGCAAGGGCAAGUCCCCAGGGCCCAUGAUCCGCAUCAAGUCGCGCUACCAGAGCAUGAGCAUCCUUCCCAUGGAGAUGUACAAGGAGUUUGCCGAGUACAUCACCAACAACUACAUGGUGCUGUGCUCGGUGCUGGAGCCCUCGCUGAGCGUCAAGAACAAGGAGGAGAUGGCCUCGGCGCUGGUGCACAUCCUGCAGAGCACAGGCAAGGCCAAGGAUUUCUUGACUGACCUGAUGAUGUCUGAAGUUGAUCGCUGUGGUGAGAAUGAGCAUCUCAUUUUCAGGGAGAACACACUGGCCACCAAAGCAAUCGAGGAAUACCUGAAGCUGGUGGGGCAGAAAUACUUGCAAGAUGCCUUAGGGGAGUUUAUCAAGGCACUGUAUGAAUCAGAUGAAAAUUGUGAGGUGGAUCCCAGUAAGUGUUCAUCUUCAGACCUUCCUGAACAUCAGAGCAACCUGAAGAUGUGCUGUGAGCUGGCCUUCUGCAAAAUCAUCAACUCCUACUGCGUCUUCCCGAGGGAGCUCAAAGAAGUUUUUGCCUCGUGGAGACAAGAGUGCAGCAACCGGGGCCGGCCGGACAUCAGCGAGCGGCUCAUCAGCGCCUCGCUGUUCCUGCGCUUCCUCUGCCCCGCCAUCAUGUCCCCGUCGCUCUUCAGCCUCCUGCAGGAGUACCCGGACGACCGCACGGCGCGCACGCUCACGCUCAUCGCCAAGGUCACCCAGAACCUCGCCAACUUCGCCAAGUUUGGCAGCAAAGAAGAAUACAUGUCCUUUAUGAAUCAGUUCCUGGAACAUGAAUGGACUAACAUGCAGAGAUUUCUCCUGGAGAUUUCCAAUCCUGAAACCAUCUCAAACACAGCUGGCUUUGAAGGCUACAUUGACCUGGGCCGGGAGCUGUCCACGUUGCACUCGCUCCUCUGGGAAGUCAUUUCUCAACUGGAGCAGGGCACUGCAACCAAACUGGGGCCUCUGCCUCGGAUCCUGAGGGACGUCAACUCGGCGCUCAGUAACCCGGCCUGUGUGCAGGUCUCGGUCAUGGCCGAGCACGCUGCCUCCACACCCAGCACUGGCAACAGCAUCUCUGCAGGGCUGCAGAAAAUGGUCAUAGAGAAUGACUUAUCUGGUCUGAUAGAUUUCACACGGUUACCAUCUCCAACCCCCGAAAACAAGGACUUGUUUUUUGUCACAAGGUCUGCCGGGGCCCAGCCCUCGCCCGCCCGAAGCUCCAGUUACUCAGAGGCCAAUGAGCCCGACGUGCAGAUGUCUAAUGGCAGCAAGAGUUUGUCCAUGGUGGACUUGCAGGACAAUCGGCUCCUGGACGGCGGGGCCGGCGCGCUGCCCGGCGUGGCCGAGCCCCUCAGUGACAGUCAGCCGUCCCUGGGGCAGCCGCAGGGCGCGUGGGCCGCACGGACUCAGAGCGGCGUGGCGGCCGCGGCCACGGUGCGCAGGGUGGGCCAGACGCCCACCACGCCGAGCGGCGAGAGCGCGCCGGGCCGGCCCCAGCUCCUGGCGCCUCUGUCCUUCCAGAACCCCGUGUACCAGAUGGCGGCCGGGCUGCCGCUGUCCCCCCGCGGCCUGGCCGACUCGGGCUCCGAGUGCCACAGCUCGCUCAGCUCGCACAGCAACAGCGACGAGCCGGCGGCCGGCAAGCUGGGCUUCGGCGCGCCCGCCGCCGAGGACUUCGCCCGCCGGACAGGGGAGCUGGCGCGCCGGCAGCUCUCGCUGUCGGAGAAGGGCGGGCAGCCCGCGGUGCCGCGGCAGAACAGCGCGGGCCCGCAGCGCCGCAUCGACCAGCCGCCGCCCCCGCCGCCACCCGCGGCCCGCGGCCGCACGCCGCCCUCGCUGCUCGCCGGCGCCCAGUACCCGCGGCCCGCCUCCGGCACCGUGCUGUCCUCCUCGCCCGACUGGCCCGGCAGCGGAGCCCGCCUCCGGCAGCAGUCCUCCUCCUCCAAGGGCGACAGCCCCGAGAUGAAGCAGCGCACCAUGCACAAGCAGGCCCCUUCUCCUGUGAACCCCAAUGCCCUGGACCGCACUGCUGCUUGGCUUUUGAAUAUGAACAUGCAGUUUUUAGAAGAUGAAAGCAUUGACCCAGAUUCCAAGCACAGGGAUAAGCUCAGGAAUAAGGACGAGCUCAGCCAAGCAGAAAAGUACCAGCAGGACCUGGUGGUGCUGCAGGACAAGCUUCGCAUCUCCAACAAGAAGCUGGAGGAGUACGAGACUCGCUUCAAGUGCCAGGAGGAGACCACGCAGAAGCUGAUGCUGGAGUACCAGGCCAGGCUGGAGGAGAGCGAGGAGCGGCUCCGGAGGCAGCAGGAGGACAAGGAGAUCCAGAUGAAGGGCAUCAUCAGCAGACUGAUGUCAGUUGAGGAGGAGCUAAAGAAGGACCAUGCAGAAAUGCAGGCUGCUGUGGAUUCCAAGCAGAAGAUUAUCGAUGCACAGGAGAAACGCAUUGCUUCCCUGGACGCUGCCAACGCACGGCUAAUGAGUGCCCUCACUCAGCUGAAAGAGAGGUACAGCAUGCAGACACGUAAUGGGAUCUCCCCCACAAACCCAACUAAAUUGCAGAUUACAGAGAAUGGAGAAUUCAGAAACAGCAGUAAUUGUUAACCCACGGAGGGUGCUGCAGGACAGGAGGCCUGGCCAGAGACGUGCAGCAGCAGCGUGAGCCGCGGCACCCGGGACACAACCAGCUCCUUUCUGCGGACGCCGCGCUGACUCGGCCUUGGUGGGAGCUGCCAGUGCCGGCACUUUGAGGGGACGGGAAGCUCGAGUGUGAGAUGAGUGGCAUAAGGAGAUCACAUCUGAGCUGAGGAUCGCUUGUCACUGUUGGAUUUCAAUCAGUGUUUUCAGCUCUAAACAAAACAAAAAAAAGAGUAACCUUUUCCUUCUAAAGUGGCCCGAGGACGUGGUCACCCCUCCCAGCCCGGAGUAAGCGAAACGAGGGGAGCUGGGCAGAGCCCGCAGCAGGGGGCGAGGGGGGGCAGGAAGGCUGCUCCUGCAGCUCCCCCAGAGCAGACCCCCAGCCCUCCCUCCCCACCGGGCUUGUCUGAGGCUGUUACAGGGGGUGACUGUCCAUGGGGUGCUUACACAGCUAAUUAGUGUGUAACGAGCUCUGCCCCUGUAGGGAGCGCAGUGCAGAGGGAAGGACAGGGCCAGAGGGUGCUGCCCGGGGAAUGUGGGGCGAGGGCAGGGCAGGAGGGCACGGCUGGGGCUCCCCUGGGCAGCCCAGGGGAGCAGGGCAAGCCCAGUGCACCAAGUGGAGGGAGGAGCUGGCACCUGGUAAAGGGCAACUCAGUUCCUCUCCACAGCUUCUGCUUUCUCACAAACAACGGGGAAGAGUCUUUGUAAGCAAUAGCCCCGGGGCACUGUCCACCCCACUCGCUUCUAGCCACAGAAUAAAGUCAAUGUUGCCUGUGUUUGGUGCCCGAGCUGUGACUGAGGGGCAGGGGCUGUGCAGUUCCUGGUGCCCGUCGUGGUGAGGGGGAGUGAGGGGCUGCAGGAAGCCGCAGCUUCGUGCCUGGCAGAGGGUUCCUUGUGGGGAUGGAAUGCUCUGUGCAGAGGUUUUUACUGUUUCUGGGGAGAAAAACAGGCAAAGAAACAAGAAAAAGGCCCUGAAGAAGCGUGAAGAUCGGUAAUUGUAUUUCUUUUCUUUCACAGUAUGCAUUAGAAACAAAAAGAGCCCAUUUUCUGGAAUACUGUGCUGUUAAAAUUGGGAGUGAGCACUGCAUGGAAAUUAACCGGCUCGAAGAAUGUAAAACAUGGUCAUAAGGGAGUAACCACCAAGAACAGCAGCCACCACCGAAAGAAAGGCCCCUUGUCAGGAGCACUGUGCAGGCAUAAGCCAGGAGUAGACUUUGCUAACUGCUGAGCCACAGUGAGCACGCUCAGCCACGCUGAGGCGCGGUGCUGGCGCGGGGCGGCUCGGGAGCGGGGGCUGUGCCGCUGGGCCCCUGCCACGCUCUGCUUCACGCUUCUGGGGGUUGCUUUUGGUUUUAAGUUAGUGCUUCGUGCCUCCCACUUCUCAGAGCAGGUCCCUCGUACCAAGAGCCAGAGAGAUUUCUCUGGGGUUCGGCUGACAGUGUACAGUGCACAGGACAUCUGCCUGUUCUCCCAGUAAAGUCUGACACGCAGCUCCAGGGCUGUCUGAGCUCCUCCUGCCACGUGCAGACGCACAGUCCCAGGGAGCAGGCUGGGCCUGGGGCUCUGCACAGCUUAGGUGCCGUCUCCAGCCUCCCCUGCCCAGGCUGCCCGAGCAGGACGCUGUUUGCCAGUGAGCUCUGCGUUGCCGUGAAGCUCAUUCACAGCAUCCAGCCACACGCAGCUCUUUGCAAACAAACAUUAAAGAUGCUCUUUGUUUCUCUCCUACACGUGUUGGUGUUCCCUGGAAGCCCUGGGCCGAGCCCCCUGCGGCUCAGUCCUCAGAGGAGCCGGUGUGUCAGCGAGGCCUCUGCAGCAGCCACACAGCACACCCCAAACGGAGCUCCCCAGAGAAAAGGCCCGAGUAUUUGUGGCAAUUGCAGCCACCUUUGAAUUCUGGAGCCUUAGCAGAGAUGGCUGUGAAGAACCUCACAAAACUGACAAGGUUACAACCGGAGAAAGACCCAGACAGGUUAGGAGCAGCCAGGGUGCUGUGAACACUUAGAGCUGCCAUUGCCUCAGAGUCCAACACAUUGUAAGGACCCUGCAAAAGAAAAGACGACUCUCAAUGGCUGUUGCCCUGAGCUGCUUGUUUAGAGCUCAUUGGUGAGAAGCUUUGCAAGAGACAAGUGGCGGUAGAGGAGUGGCCAUGGGGUGGGCAUCCAUCCACAGCCAGCUGGGCUGGGGGCAUGGAGCCAGCGCUCUCCUGAAGAGCUGCAGACAAAAAUAAACACCCACAAAACAGUUGUGGAGUGCUGGUAGCACCAGUACAGCUCAAUCUCAACCUCAACCACAAGCCCAAGGCACUGCUCACCCUGCCUGAGCUGCCAGCCUGUGCUGGGUAACACACAUUGCACUGCUGAACUGGCAGCAACGCUUAGAGCCUGACACAGCCACUUACUAAGAUCACAGAGGUUCCAGUGGCAACAGGUCCUGGAGUUGUUGCUGAGUUUCCUGAGCCAGUAUGAAAAGGAAUUGAAGUCAGGAUGAAUUGUUAGAGCAGAGAUUCCCACCCCUCCUUCCCCUGCAACUGUCACCAACCCGCCCUGACCCUCCCCUCCGCUGGGAAGGGCUGGGGUAGGUGUUGAGAUCCAGGCUCAGCUCAGUUCUGUUACUUGGGUUUGUGUUUCUGUUAUUUAUGAACUGUACCUUGCUCUGUGUGUGUGUGUGUGUGUGUGUGUGUGGGAGGGAGCCGGCUCUGCCGUAGCAAUACCCGAGGCAGGUCCCUGAGGCUGCAGCAAAGCCCCCUGAGGCUGCCCCCAGCCUGUGCUGAUGGGCUCUGCUUCCUUCUCACACGCUCUGCACUAAGAGGCUGUUGUAGUGCAAACUCGUCAAGGUGUAAAUGAAACAGAGUCACACUCAGAUUUUUAUCCUAAUACAAGUCUUACUAUCUUUUGGUAACUGUUUGCAGUGUUUCCUGUAACGUAUCUAUCUCACUAACAGCUGUACAUAGUAACCUGGUGCUGCUUAUUCGGUCAGGGUUUGGCUGUAUCUCACUGCUGUCUCGAGGUGGGUUCAAGCAGCAAAUCUGGAUCCAAGCACCACCCAUGAUUUCAGCCUCCUCCCUUCUGAGGGAGGGGAACAGAGGGAAGCCAGGGAUCCAGAUUUGGGGUUGGUCCACCUCAGGGAUUCUGUUUUAAGAGUUUUGAUUUGGGGUUUUGUUCAACUGUAGUGGACACACCAAAAGAAAUGAGCAAAGAUCUGUUUAAAGGGGGGUGGAAUGGACUGAGCAGUGCCCCGAGGUCUCUGUGGACUGUAAGUAUCAUCUGGGACAGGGAUUAUGGCUUCAGUGCCAAACGACAGGAGGGACCCACGUCCUUCCCCACGUCAGCUAUCACUACAGUGUAAUCACCAGCCCCUUUUGCACCAGUUUAAGCAAAUGCUGCUGCCAUCCAAAGAGUCCUGUGUCACUGCAUUGUCAUUGGAGUCUGGUCAGUGUGUUUCCUGCUGUGGCAGUUGUACAGCACUGAUUGCACUGUGAGCACACGCCGAGUCCUGCAGCCUGGCAGCCAGCCCCACAGCUCGCUGCACGGGGCAGGACAGGCUCUGCAACUACAAAUACUCCUAAAGGGAGAAGGGACUUGAUGCACCUGAGCAAAGCAUCACAGGCUCUCCUAGGAAAGCAAUCAGAGGUAAUGAAGCAUUUCCAGAGUACUCACAGGCUUCUCUCUGUUAGUAAUGAUUCCAGUGUCCGUGCUGGCAGCCGUGCCCAGGGCUCCAUCGCUCUCACUGCAGAGCUCAGCCUGCAGAGAGAGAAAAAACCUGUGACUGCCCUGGGAGUGGGCAGGAGAGGGAGAGGGCUCCUGGGCAGCACAGCCCCUCACCUGCCCACCCCCACUCCUGGGCUCAGCCUCCCCAAACCUGUGGCCCGGCCAGUGCUGGGGCCUGACGUGGCUCCGAGUGUGUGGCCACCAGCAGAUCCCUUCACUGGCCACGGGAAGGGACACUGCCCGGCCCCAGGUAGGACCCUGACUCUUCAGGGCAGUUUCAGAGGAGGCUGCCUGGCCUCAGGGCACAGCCAUGCAGCAAGUGCCCUCUCUGAGCCCUGCCAGGCCCUGCUCUAGCCCCCCACAGACAACUGCUGCCUUUUCCUUCUCCCUUGGGGAAGAUGACAGGCAGGGAGCAGAGGGAGGACACCAGCAACAAGCCAACCUGCAGCUCACGGGGUUACAAAGCAAACCCAACCUUGAGGGCUUUGCACAACGUUCAGAGACACUCAGAGCAGGGGUGUGAGGGUCAAGCCCUGACCCCCAGCUCCCGUGAGCUGUGGCGUUGCUGUAAAUGCCACGUGGCCCCACAUCAGCUCCCCAGCCCCCGAGUGCAGUCUCCAUGUCACAUCUUCCUUUCUCAUGCAUCACUGUGUCUCAAGAUAUACCUCUCUCUGUAUAUCUGCUUCGGCUGAUACUUGUUCCUGAUAAGCAGUUGCUAUGUUUUAUAUCCUCUUAUAAAGACAAACAAAUCUCUUCUUUUGUAAGUAUGUUUAGAAACAACAACAAAGCAGCAAAGUGAAAGUGUUUGCUGAACCUCCUUCAGCUCCUUUUAAACCAUGUAAUAAUGUACAGAGAAAGUUGUUGGUGUUCAAAGAAAUGCUGUGGCCGUGCAAUUUAUGUACAUUUGCAAUUAGAAAUAUUAAAGAUCUAUUUAGAUAUUUUA